UGUAGCUGUCUGAGCUGCUCUCCUCUCUUGGCUCAUUAACGAGCUGGUGCAGACUUAGAACCGCCCAGCAACCAAUAGCUGCUCAGGAGAAGAGAAUAUGGUUAUGGAAGGGGGGGGGAGAUGCAGACUUGUGUUUACACCGACCCCCCCAGACUGAAGUGGGGAGACAGGCAGUGAGGCAGCGUCUGGGACACAGCAAAGGAUGAGAGAGAGAGAGCAGAGCAGAGCUAUAGACAAAGGAAGGGAAGAGGAGAAGAAACACUGAAAACUCCUGGGCACUGAUUGGGACUUAUGACCUUCUCCUGCUGUGCCAGCUUCCAGUGCCAGAAUUCCGCUACCCUGCUUCCUGUCUGCAGGUAUUUUCUCUGCUAACCCCUUCAUAGCCUCCUGACUCUGCUCUGCAUCCUGUAUUGCCCUCUGCAGCAUCCUUCCACCUCUGUGCCCUCCACACCACCCACGUGCCCAAUCCUGCCUUCCAGACAGUCUAGUGAUGCCACUGUGCAGCACUUUCUCCUAGGAAAACUCAGCAUGGUUCAACAUAAAUCUGUUGGGGGCAACCCAAAGAGUCAAGAUGCCGCCCCUGGGGGCCCUAGCUGGUGCAAGACCCCCAGCGGGCAUAUCAAGCGUCCGAUGAAUGCCUUCAUGGUGUGGUCUCAGAUCGAGAGGAGAAAGCUGAUGUCUCUGUGCCCCAACAUGCACAACGCCGACAUCUCUCGCAGCCUCGGCCAGCGGUGGAAGUUACUGGAGGACACAGAUAAGAUCCCUUACGUCCGAGAAGCCGAGCGCUUACGCCUCAAGCACAUGGCCGACUACCCCAACUACAAAUACCGGCCGCGCCGGCGCACACGGGAUCCGGCGGUCAGGACGCGCGCCAGGCUGCCCCGGACCACAUCAAGGUGCCAACCUGCUUCUUCUCCGUGCCAGUCGGAAGUGAAUCUGGGAUCCAGAAUGCACUGGGGGGAGGAAAGCUCUGGAUGGGGGGGGCACAAAGUCGGCCAAUCAGAGGAGACGCCGAAUCAGGAGUCGUCAGAACGCAGCCCGGAGGUGCCCCCCUACUCUCCUGCCCAGCCCCCCCAUGCCCGCUCCCUGCCAUCUUCACCAGAGCCAGUGGAGGAAGAUGAGGCACCGGACGAAAGUCUGCCCGGCCUUUGCUCUGGGUCGCUCUACGUCCCAUCGGACAGGGACCUCCUGCCCAGCAGCGGGUCUCACUUCGAGUUUCCUGAUCACUGCACUCCGGAGGUGGUGGAGAUGAUCUCCGAUAGCGGUCUUUUCGGAAGUGUCUCUGACCUGGUGUUCUCCUUCUAGACCGUUUUGAGAGGACCCGGCAGCAGGCAACACCUUGUUGAACUGUAUACAGACUUUUUUUUUUUUUCUGAGCAACAAGAAAAAAAAGGUGAUUCGCAUGGAACGUUCUGUCGCUCUCUCCGCAGUCUCUCAGCACUAUCCGUCUUAACCGUCUCUCUCCGAACAUUCAUACUUCAGUUUCUCAGGGUGCUCUCUGCUGUCUGCCUAAGCUUCUGACUCUCCAAGCUAUAUCUGACGUUGCCAUCUGAUUUCCUGGCUGUCUCUUUUUAAGCACUCUCAUGCUGUCUCUCUCUCUCUCAGUGCAACUCUCUAGCUGCCCCUCAGAACGAGCUGUCACUGUGGUGGGGAGCGCUCUCUGUUGUGCUGACCUCCUCUCCGCCUAAUACUAAUACAGACAGACAGACAGACUUACUGCGCACACUUCUGUUAGUUCUAUGCAUGCAUCAGUGUCUGUCUGUCCGUCUCGCUGUCUCUGAUUCUGGGAGUCCAGCCCGGUGCAGACCCCUCCGAUCCGAGUCGAGGGGGGGGUCACCCCCAGCCAGGUAAGGACAUGCAUACCUCUGUAUAUGUAUGUUCGUGUGUAUGUGGGCCUUUAUUGGCUGAAAUCUCUCUGUCUAUGUGUACGUCUGUCUAUCUGUCUGUCCGUCUAUCUAUAUAUCUAUCUGACUGUCU
Molecule: messenger RNA, 1977 nt
Organism: Rana temporaria (common frog)
Lineage: Eukaryota; Metazoa; Chordata; Amphibia; Anura; Ranidae
Product: transcription factor Sox-12-like
Exons: 1
Coding region: 529-1305 (258 amino acids)
Biological process (GO): negative regulation of transcription by RNA polymerase II; positive regulation of transcription by RNA polymerase II; cell differentiation
Molecular function (GO): DNA-binding transcription factor activity, RNA polymerase II-specific; RNA polymerase II cis-regulatory region sequence-specific DNA binding
Source: RefSeq, a predicted model, not a curated record